Messenger RNA from Populus nigra (black poplar), 1983 nucleotides. RefSeq names its product E3 ubiquitin protein ligase DRIP2-like. The coding region runs from base 386 to 1735 and encodes 449 amino acids. NCBI's taxonomy places the organism in Eukaryota, Viridiplantae, Streptophyta, Magnoliopsida, Malpighiales, Salicaceae. The record is from RefSeq and is a predicted model, not a curated record. Gene Ontology annotation, molecular function: ubiquitin-protein transferase activity. The transcript has 7 exons.
CAAAUCAUAUCAAGGCCAUUACCAUUGUCCAAAUCGAACAAGACCAGCCCUCUCUUCUAAUACUCCAAGAUUUCACUCUCUCCAUUUUUUUUGUUUUUAUUGAUAAUAUCGCUCUCUUAAAUUCCUUUUUCUCGCCCAGCAAGCACAAAGCCACUGCCAAAAGAAUUUGUCUAGAAUCGUUAAUCACCAACCCAGCCCAACCACCAGUACCCUUUCUUCGCCGAUUCUUGCUUGUGAUUGUCGUGGUUUUUUCUUGGAAAAGAAUAAAUAGCUCUCGUGAUUUGUGGGGUCUUGAUUACAUGCACCGUGUGGGGUACGUGAAACAAGGGAGAGUGUUAGUGGCUUAGUGAGAACCCAAAGGCAGGUGGUGGUGUGAGCGAAGAUUAUGUUAGGCCAGGUGGUGAAGGUUCACAGAGAGGAAAUAGCGGCAUGCAUGACUUGUCCUCUUUGCAACAAGCUCUUCAGAGACGCCACUACUAUCUCUGAGUGCCUCCAUACUUUUUGCAGAAAAUGCAUAUACAAGAAGAUAACUGAUGAGGAGUUGGACAGUUGUCCAGUUUGUGAUACUGAAUUAGGUUGUUCUCCGCUUGAGAAGCUCAGGGCAGACCACAGCUGGCAAGAUUUAAGGGCCAAAAUCUUCCUUUCCAAUAGAAAGAAGGCCAAGGAACCUGAAACAGUGCCCUCGGUCCCAGAAGACGUGCCCUCGGUCCCAGAAACUGCGCCAGCAGUCCCAGAAGCCAUGCCAGUCCAAGAAGCUGAUCACUCAGUUCCAUUGAUAGGUAGAAGAAAGGAGAGAUCUCUCUCUUCAUUGGUAGUCAGCACACCUAAGAUAUCCGUCAAGUCUUUUCUGACAGGAAAAAGAUCAAAACCUAUUGCCAGAAAACGAGAAUCUCCUGUUCUCAUUAAGGAGCUGGUUAAGAAAGUGGACGAUUACUAUGAGAGUUUAAGCUCACCCGAGACUUUAAGCAAAAUUGCACAAACUAAAAGGCAGAAUUCUUCUACUGCCGAGUCACCCAAACAACACAAGCCUUAUAAAGUUUCAGAGGAUGGUGUUAAACCAUGUAAAGGGAAAGCUGAUUUUUGGAAACCCUUAAAUUGCUCGGUUGAAGGUUCAAGCAAAACAAAGUCUAAUAAGUCAGAACUACAGGAAAUUCUUGUCCAAAUAAAGAAGCUUGAUGCCCAGGAGAAAGCUCAAUCACUCAAAACCAGUGUUAAGGAGCACGGUGAUAAAUCGAAAGUUAAUGGUGAAGAAUCUAACUCGACUUCAUGGCCUUCAGUUUCCGUGAAAUCUAGACGGCUGCAAGGCAUGCAACAAAAAAGAGCAGCUCCCUCUGAGGGGUUGAAUAUUCCAGCACAGACUAUUGUCGAUGCAAACAGUAAAUGUGAUACAAGAUUUAGUCCAAUAUGGUUCUCAUUAGUUGCUUCUGAUCAUGAACAGGGUGGAAGUGCGCCCUUGCCACAGAUAUCUUCGUGCUACUUGAGGGUUAAGGAUGGUAGUUUGCCUGUUUCAUACAUAAAGAAGUAUCUUGCCCAGAAGCUGGGUCUUGUUAGGGAAGCUGAGGUGGAGAUCUCAAUGCGUGGUCAGCCAGUGGUUUCAACGUUGCAGCUGCAUAACUUGGUAGACUGGUGGUUGCAGACAGCUUCAGCAUCUGAAAGAAUACGGACAACUGUGGGCAGUUCAGCUAAAGAUUUUGUGAUGGUUCUCUCGUAUGGUCGUAAAGCUCAUCCUCCGUAAACAUCUUUGCUUCAGCGGCGAAAUGUCAUCUCUUGCAACAGUGAUCUUGGUCAAGGUGGUCGGAAACAACAGUGUGUUUUGCAUCAUAUUUGCUAAAACCACUCUGCUUUCUCUCUUUUUCUACUUUUCUUGCAAGAAGAGUAGACAUAGUAGAAACUAUACACAAGUUGUAGACGAAUAUGGAUUGUUUAUGAAUACCAGAUUUGGGGAUUCUGGACUGAUGCCUGAAUCCAUGGAUUAAAUUUAAA